AUGUGUAUGCUGAGAAGAGAUGUUUUUGUGUGUAAUAAGUGCCAGAACAUUUUUACAUUCUGUUUUAGCCCCCGUCAAAAAAAAUUAAUACCAUUAAUUUGUGUAGUGAGAGUCUUUUCUACGGCUAAAUUGUGCUUUAUUCUUGUUGCGACAAGAGGGAGUUGGCUGUGGUUAACAAAGGAGAGUUCCAGAGACAACGAUCAGCCAUACACCUUUAGUAAAUCGAUCCUUCACAUUUGGCAGAACAAAUCGACAUUUCGUCCUAAAUUAUUGCUAUCGGGUUUUUUGACAGUCAUUUUUUUAAAGAACGUCAAUCGUCACUUGAACUACUUUAACGGAGUAGAGUUUCACGAGUUCCUUUUUAGUGAAGAGGAUGAAAAAAUGAGUUUGUCAGAACAUUGCGCAUUAAAGAUCAAUUUCAUAGUUUUCUCAUUCAACCUGACGCCCGAUGUUGAUUCGCGCAUCCUUUUAACAGCCACUCAUGAUAGAAAACAAGAGUUUUUAGGUCUUUCAAAGCACAAUAUUUCACCGCCUACAAACUUAUCUUUGGGUGUAAGAAACGGGUUUGUAGUAUAUAUGCAACAAAUCCGAUUUAAUGCCGACCCCACAUUCCAAAUAAUCCAUAUCGUCUAUUUGAUCUAUAUAUCGGAUUGUCGCACUAACAUUAAGAAUGCUGCUUAUAGGAUAUAUACUAAACUUUAUCUGCUUACAUGUAUGUUUCUUGUUCUUUAUGAGAAAUGGAUUAGUGAUGUUGCACUGCACUGUAUUAUAUUGUAA
Molecule: messenger RNA, 777 nt
Organism: Phycomyces blakesleeanus NRRL 1555(-)
Lineage: Eukaryota; Fungi; Mucoromycota; Mucoromycetes; Mucorales; Phycomycetaceae
Exons: 7
Coding region: 1-777 (258 amino acids)
Source: RefSeq, a predicted model, not a curated record